This is a messenger RNA of Colletotrichum truncatum, 2526 nucleotides long. Its product is annotated as OPT family small oligopeptide transporter. Gene Ontology annotation, cellular component: plasma membrane. The record is from RefSeq and is a predicted model, not a curated record. Gene Ontology annotation, biological process: transmembrane transport. NCBI's taxonomy places the organism in Eukaryota, Fungi, Ascomycota, Sordariomycetes, Glomerellales, Glomerellaceae. Gene Ontology annotation, molecular function: oligopeptide transmembrane transporter activity.
AUGACCGAACCAUCUGGCAAGUCGUCUGGCACGGCUUCAGCACCCAUGAUGGUUGACGCAGACAACGGCUUUGACGACGAUAAAGUGCAGGUUGAAGUCAGUGGGCGCGAGAUCAACCCUGCCUCCGACUCGACCAAGUCGAGAUAUCAAGACCAACCUGACCCGGUUGAGGACUUGAGGGAGCGCCUCUCGCAAUGGGGUGAGUCUAGUGUCUAUCAAAGCUAUGAUGAUGAAGAUGAGCAAGGGUCCGAACAUGAACUUCUCUUAGAUCCCAAUCUGCCUGAGCAGUACGAGACGAGAACGCGAAACGCCGCUUCCCCUCCAUCUCGAGAGGUUGACGAUGAGCUGGCUAUGAAGAUUGAGGAGGAGGAGGAUUCUCCGUAUCCCGAAGUUCGCGCUGCCGUUCGCAACUAUGACGAGGACCUGCCUUGCAACACAAUUCGAGCCUGGACUAUCGGUCUUGCUCUGGUAACUGUUGGUGCCUCGAUGAACACGCUCUUUUCCCUUCGACAACCGUCCAUUGGACUUGGUCCCCUGAUCGCCCAAAUCAUCGCGUGGCCUAUUGGACAUGGCUGGGCCAAGGUCAUGCCCACGAAGCAGUUCAAGACUCUUGGUAUCAAGUGGAGUUUGAACCCGGGCCCUUUCAACGUCAAGGAGCACUCCAUUAUUGUUGUCAUGGCCGGUGUCUCCUUCUCCGUCGCCUACGCCACGGAUAUCAUUUUGGCUCAGCUUGUCUUUUACAAGCAAGAUUUCGGCAUUCUCUUCCAGCUUCUCCUUACCAUUUCGACACAGUCACUUGGUUACGGGAUUGCCGGAAUCAUGAGAAAGUUUCUUGUCUACCCGGCCGCUAUGAUCUGGCCCGGUAAUCUGGUGUCUGUCACUCUGAUGAAUGCCAUGUAUGAGAAGAAUGACCGACCUGAUCCGAGCUUCAUCGGAGGCACCAUGCCACGGUACCGGUGGUUCGCCAUCAUCACGCUUGCUUCCUUCUGCUACUACUGGAUCCCUGGUUUCUUGGCCCAGUUCCUUAGCAUCAUGGCUUUCGCGACCUGGAUCGCCCCCAACAACGUUGUCAUCAACCAGCUGUUCGGCGGCACCAGCGGCUUGUCACUGCUACCGUUGACACUGGACUGGACUCAGAUUUCUGGUUUCGUUGGCUCACCGCUUAUCCCCCCUUGGCACGCCAUCGCCAAUACCUUGAUUGGCGUUGUCACAUUCUUCCUCAUCGGCUGCUCAAUCUUCCACUACACUGGUGUCUGGUACGCCCAGUUCCUACCAAUGAGUGACUCGGGCACCUACGACAACACCGGUCAACCGUACAACACCAGUCGUAUCCUUACACCCCAGCUGACGCUCAACGAGGAGGCGUACAAGAACUACUCGCCACUAUUUAUCAGCACCACGUUUGCCAUGUCCUACGGCUUGUCCUUUGCGGCAAUCGCUUCUCUCAUUGUCUACACAUAUCUCCACAACGGCAAACAAAUUUGGGCGCAGUACCGAAACAGCAGCAAGGAUAAGCCCGAUAUCCACAUGAAGCUGAUGAGGAAGUACAAGGAGGCUCCAACCUGGUGGUACAUGGGACUCUUCGUUAUUAUGCUCGGCCUUGGCUUUGUUACCGUCCUAGCGUACCCGACCAAUCUGACUUGGUGGGCGUUUCUCCUGGCGGUGGCCAUUUCAUUCGGCUUCUCGCUCCCCAUCGGUAUCAUCCAGGCCAUCACCAACAAUCAAAUCGGUCUGAACGUGCUCACCGAGUUUGUCUACGGAUACAUUCAGCCCGGACGACCUCUCGCUCUUAUGAUCUUCAAGACUUUCGGCUACAUCACUAUGUCUCAGUCCCUAAGCUUCGUCUCUGACCUGAAGUUUGGACACUACAUGAAGAUCCCGCCACGCACCAUGUUCAUGUGCCAGGUCGUCGCUACAACAUUCUCCUGCUUCAUUCAGAUCGCUGUGCUUAACGCCGCGCUUAAGAACAUUCCCGAUGUUUGCACGCCCCAUCAGGAGAAUAAGUUCAGUUGCCCCGGUGGUCGUGUCUUCUUUGCCGCUUCUGUCAUCUGGGGACUCAUCGGUCCCGCGCGCAUGUUCUCCCCAGGCCAGGUGUACUCGGGCCUGUUCAUCUUCUUCGGACUGGGCGCUAUCGUUCCUGUCAUCAUCUACUUCGCCGCGCUCAAGUGGCCCAAGUCUCCCGUCAAGUACCUCAUGGCCCCCGUUAUCUUUGGCGGUGCCGGCGCCAUCCCCCCUGCGACCCCGCUCAACUACCUCAGUUGGGGUAUUGUGGGAUAUAUUUUCCAGCACCAUAUCCGCAAAAGGCACUUUGGCUGGUGGUCGCGCCUCAACUACCUCACGUCUUCCGGUCUCGACUUGGGAUUGGCGCUCGCUACGUUGGUCAUCUUCCUGGCCUUCACCCUUAACAAGGUUGAUCCGCCCAAGUGGUGGGGCAACGAUAUCGUCACGUCGACGAUGGAUGCUCAGGGCACUGCUGUCCAGGCCGUGCCAGCUCCUGGAGAGAAGUUUGGGCCGAAGUCAUGGUAA